GAGGAGCUGACAAUAAUCACCAAGAUAUUGAACAUUUAAAGUUCUGCUUCUAAGAUCCUGCUAAGAUGAAGACGUUCAUGGUUGCACUUGCAGUGGCUGUCGUGCUCACAUUUAUCUGUACUCAGGAGAGCUCUGCUGUCCAAGCCAGUGAGGUCCAUGAGCUGAUGGAGGCAGUGGCUGAUGACGGUCUAGUUGCUGCAGAAGAAGAGAUGUCAGUAGAUUCAUGGAAGAUGCCGUAUCACUCCAGAGAGAAGCGUGCAGCCAGAAGGAAACGCUGCAGUUUUUGCUGCGGAUGCUGCCCAGGCAUGGUCGGCUGUGGGACAUGCUGCAAGUUCUGAGAGCUCCUCCACCAUGUUGGAGCACAAACUCCAACCACAACAGACUCCUGUGUUGAAUACGUUUACACUGAGCUAACUUCAACUGUACUUUUGGUUAGAAAUAUCUCAUGUUG
This is a messenger RNA of Cololabis saira (Pacific saury), 451 nucleotides long. Its product is annotated as hepcidin-like. The record is from RefSeq and is a predicted model, not a curated record. The coding region runs from base 66 to 338 and encodes 90 amino acids. Lineage: Eukaryota; Metazoa; Chordata; Actinopteri; Beloniformes; Belonidae. The transcript is spliced from 3 exons. Gene Ontology annotation, cellular component: extracellular region. Gene Ontology annotation, biological process: intracellular iron ion homeostasis; defense response to bacterium.